UUUUUCUUGAAUCUCUUGAAAUUCUCUUGAAUUAUUUUUUCCUACAUGCCGUGACCUUCUUCCACACCCAUACCUGUGUGUACUAUAUAAGGUCAUAGGCUGCAAAGGAUCAUUACAAUUUAUCUUCAACCAGUGUUGUGUAUCAACUCAUAAUGGACUCCCUACUUGGAUUUUUGUGUGUGCUGUCUACUUUGGUAGCUGCAGGUCAUUCUCUCAACUGCACACAAUGUCUUGUAUUAAAUGGCACAUCUUGCACUGGGGACAGCAUUACCUGCCCUACUGGCAAUUACUUUUGUUCCUCUUCCAUCACGGCAAACAACGUAGCUUCAGGGUACAGUGCAUCAUUUACUAGAACGUGUUCACCAGUAGCACAGUGUAACCAGACUGGAAGUAUAACCUUUCUUUACGGAACUAUCUUGGUGGGGACGUCUUGCUGUGGCACUGACAACUGUACUCCAGCUAAUCCAACAUUGCCAGUUUCCAACAGUACUGCAAAUGGCUUGACAUGUCAAAACUGUUUCUCUUUGAACGCCCUUGAUUGCUACACUGGAACUACUUUGGCAUGUACGGGAGCUGAGAAUAAGUGCCUUCGCAUGUCUCAGACAAUAUCUGGUAGAAAUUUAUCAGUAACACAAGGACUUCGUGGUUGUGCCACUACCAGCAUGUGUGAUGUUCUUGGAAAUCAAACUCUAUCCGCAAGUGGAUAUAAUAUUAAUAGCAAUGUUGUGUGCACCAAUGGAAAAGAUGGUCUUCAUCACGGCUUUCUAUUGUCAACACUUGUUUCCAUUCUGAUGGCUAAGUUGUUCUCUUAGAAAAACAUUAAAAAAGCAAA
Messenger RNA from Pelobates fuscus (common spadefoot toad), 832 nucleotides. Its product is annotated as phospholipase A2 inhibitor and Ly6/PLAUR domain-containing protein-like. The record is from RefSeq and is a predicted model, not a curated record. The coding region runs from base 153 to 812 and encodes 219 amino acids. Lineage: Eukaryota; Metazoa; Chordata; Amphibia; Anura; Pelobatidae. The transcript is spliced from 5 exons.